Messenger RNA from Acaulospora colombiana, 2704 nucleotides. The record is from the annotation of a GenBank genome assembly. NCBI's taxonomy places the organism in Eukaryota, Fungi, Glomeromycota, Glomeromycetes, Diversisporales, Acaulosporaceae.
AGCGCUCAAGUUGUGAGGGAUAACGACGAUGAUAACGGCGAGACAUGGACACGACCGUUAGUGGCGAUUGGUAUGGGGCUAGGCAAAUUGGUUCAACUCCGCUACCCACCGGGCUCCGGCCGGACAAACAGGUCGGACUGGCAGGUGUCACCAGAUGGGCGUUGUAUUUUUACCUCUUCAACUUCCGCCUCUUCAAGCAUAACCGUCCUUCAAACAUCAUAUAUGCCACCAGAUCCAGAAGAAAAGAAUACAAAUCGGUCUGCAAGACUAUUUGGACGUGGACGAGAAGCGAGGCGGCCUGGAGACCCACUGAUUGUAACGGGCGAGACGACAGCAUGGGAGAUCUAUAACCACAAGGCAUCGGAGGUCGAUAGGGAGAUGAUCAAGGAUUGGAACGACAGUUUGAAUACGCUGCUGAUAUUCACUGCGCUGUAUUCGGCUGUGUUGACGGCGUUCAUCAUCGAGAGUAUGAAGCUUCUAGAGGAAGAUCCGACCGAGACGACACGCGAUAUCCUCCUCAUCAUUUCCAAGCAACUGGCGAAUACAUCUCACCCCGCUUUUGAACAAGUCGCGUACGAAACUCCUCGAUAUGCCGUCGUCGUCAAUGGCCUCUUCUUCUCAAGUCUCUCGUGCGCACUCAUUGCGGCACUACUAUCAGUUUUGGCGCUACAGUGGGUCGCCAAUUACGACAUGGGUCUCAACACCUCGUCCCCUCGUAAACGGGCGCUUCAGCGACAUAUUCGGUUUCGCGGAAUCGAGAAGUGGAAGAUGGCAGAGAUCAUUGCAUCGCUUCCACUUCUCAUCUUCGUCGCGCUGUUUCUGUUCUUUAUCGGAAUAGCCGAUUGGCUUUGGCACAUGAACCGAGCGAUCUCGGGAAUUGUUAUUGGGGGAAUUGGGGUCGGAGGUUUAUUAUAUACUAUCACAAAUCUUAUCAGCAUCAUCAAAGUGGAAGCGCCAUUUCGUACCCCGAUAUCCAAGGAGCUGGUUGGUAUGGCUCGGCAGGUCAUGCGAUGGCCCCUGCAGAUCACCAAAGCCUUCUCAAGUCGGACCAGGAGUGAAGAGGCAGAGGAAGAUGAAGAAAGUGAGAAGGAGCAACAGUUGACGUUCAUCAAACAUGAGGAGAAGAAAUUCGAAGAGAAAGGCGCGAUUACGCUGGACGGACUUUUAUGGCUGGCAAAUCACACCGAGAUAUCACCAACUUCGCGUGACGCCCUGAUCAUUCUCAUCAAAGAGUUGACAGAGGUACCGGCGUUAUCACUAAUGGAUGAGGCGAAGAUGAAAGAGGCACCUUGGAAAGCGAUCUUUGAAACGUUAUGCACUCCGUAUAUAGGAAGGGAUGAAUUUGACGGGGCUGAACUGGAGAUGGCGAGAUGGAUAUGCAAAGGAAUGGGGAUAGUCCCAGCAUUCUUGUCACCCACCUGUUACCGAUUCCGUGAGGUCUUAUGCGUAUCGAACGAUCCAGCAGUAUGGAGUGUGGCUUAUUUUGCAACCUAUCAACAAAGAAACGGACCAUCUUUGCACGGCAUGAUAGUCGCAUUUGAGCUCACAAAUGAAUCCAUAGGGUACAACUAUCUUCAUUUCAUGCUACUGAAUGCCAAGAAAGAGUGGCCGGACAUGGAGACAUGGCAACGCAAACAGUUUCUCUGGUCCAUGGCACGUGCAUGGUCCAUUCCUUCCGCUGUCAUCCGGGAUGGAUCAUCCUCAAUCAUUAUUCCUGUGCACUGUAUAGAGUUGAUCCUGGACUUUGCGUUCCCACAUGUCGACUCGGGUAUAUUUGAGGCUCGUUUUCAGACAGCAGCGUGGGCGGAUGGAACAGGGGAAGUGGCCGAGUGGGCCACCGUCGUCCCUAAACUCCUUCAGAUGAUGGCACAGCAGUUAAUCGUUCAAAUAUCAGACAGGUCUAGUUCACUUGCAGAUUAUAACAAAGAAUUAGAACUAUUUUCAUCGAUAACAGGGAUAAAACGAUUGAACAUGACCCAAGAGAUGGACGAUUUCAUGUGGAUCAUGGUCACAAAAGGUGCCGGACGUGGUUAUUCUGAAACACUACGAGUAUGUGAAGUACUCUGGAAAGGACUGGGGAGCAGGUCAACCGCCCCGGCAUGGGUUGGUCUAAUUCCGGCACUAGAUGGUUUUGUGACUCGACUACCUCAAGACUCAUUUCAUUUCUAUCCAAAUGUCAUUCGUUUCAUCGACCAGCUUUUGUCAUUUAGUCCUGGGAAGGACUAUUUCGAAUGGGAGACAUUGACACCGAUCCAGGACCCAUGCAUCGUAUGGAUGGUAUCAUGGGAAUGCCCUACUGACACUCAAUUUCAUGGGCUGAGUCACCCCAAUUUCGGCAGCUGGAAUGACAUCAUGCAAAACGAAACCAUCCGUCUGUUCGAACCUCCCUUCUACACGCAACAAACCAUUGUCGAUUCAGCUGCCCGGAUCGAUUUUCUCCGUGCCAUCAUACUCGGUGGCCCAUCAAAUGUCUGCACUGCAGUGUUUAACCAGCUCCUAAGGUACGGUUGGGAUGGUGACAAUUCUGACAAGUCCUUGGCAGAUACGCACAAUGCUUCAUUUGACAGGGUGUUACACCAAGCAUCUAAUUGUGGAUGGUUCCAUGAAGAAUUCCGGAUAGUCAAUGGACUUGAUUGGUUGCCGAAAAUUGCCCUGAGUCACAUACACGAUGAUGGUGACCCUGGAGAAUACGAUAUAUUGACUG